CUGGAUAUUAAAGUACAGGAUUGAUUUUCAUGUACAAAAUAUUACCAAUGAUCUAUAAUUAUAAUAGUUUGUAUUUUAGGAUUGUACGUAGACACUCAUAUAUUUAAUUAUAGGUUACACAGUGGUAAAUAAAUUUGCUAUAUGUUCUAUAUAAAAUUAACAAUCUUCUGAGAGCUAUUAACACAUAACCAGGGAUUACUAGCCGCAUGUUCUUAAAUGACCUAUAAAUCACACAAAAACACCCCGCUAAGUAGGGGUCACGUAUCUUCUAAGAGAUUUUUUUGUCUGACAGGUCAACACUAUGGAAUACCUUCCAAACUGACAGCUAAAAUAAGGGGUUGAACCCAUAUGUAAGAAGCUUUGUUUACAUUUCUAAAAAUGCAAAAACAAUCUCCCUGAAAAUGCUACCAAAAUAUCAAGUAGAGGUCCUCAAUGAAAUAAAAAGCAGUAACUGGCAUAAAACAUGGUUAAAAAAGAUUUUUUUCUUUCGCCAUUGUCCGAUUCGCCUGAUACCUAUUUAGUACUAUUGUACCUUAUAAUACUGGGUUGAUGCUUACUUUUGUAGUUAUUAUAUACAGAUACCUUGUCGAGCUACAUCCAAAAAAAAACAACAACAUGUGGCUGCAAGUUUAUUUGUAGUUAAAAAUGGUAACUAAAACUUGCAAACAACUUGCAGUAAAAAAAACAUUUACGUAGUAAUUUAUAAACAACGGUCAAGUAUUUAACAAUAUCUUAAACACGGAAGUUAUAAUUCAUUCAACACUGUAUACGGAAAUGUAUAAUAAUAUGCUGGAUAUCUUAUGUAUUAUCCUAUCUUUGGUGAUACAGCUGUCAGUGUUUUGCUCAGCACAGCAGCUUGUGGUAACCGCUGGGGACAAUGUUACCAUUCCAUGUACAUCUACAGUGUCGUAUCCUGUAUGGGUCGGUCCAGAAAUGCACAAUGGUUUCGUGAUGCAGUACAACAAUCCUGGGCACAAAAACUUUGCCAAUCCCAACCUUCCUGUACAGAAAAAAGCGCGACUAGAGUGGGGCAGUGAUGACAAAAGCCUUGUUAUAAAGAAUGUAACGGUGACCGAUGAAGGGUUGUAUCAGUGUUCCGAUAAGAUAAACCUUUCUGUUAGAGAUACGUCAUUGCCACCACGUACACCAAUCAUUUCAAACACCGAAGUUUCGACAGGCAAUAGUUUGAUAAUCAGAGCUACCGAGUCUCAAGUUAUAAAUCUUAUUUGUGUGUCAAGUGGCGGUUAUCCGGAACCACUGGUGGAAUGGUACAGGGGAAACAUCGGAACAAAACCACUAACUUCUACUUCUACAGUCACUGCUGGAACCCGUUCCUUCAAUGUUAGUGAGAAGUACACGUUUACACCACAGAGACAAGAUGAUGGUACCAGAUAUAUCUGUCAAACUUCUUUCAAGACGGAACUAAAGCGUAUAAUAUUAUCUGAUGUAAACGCCGAGCUUGUACUUAAUUUGAAACCGAACUUGCCUAUAGCUUGGCAAACAUCAGCUGUAUCAGCGGGUAACAUUGCCGUGGUCAAAUGUAGUACAAAUGGAAGUAGGCCUGCUGCAAAUAUGUCUUGGUCUUACCAGGGAGAAAUACCCGCUGGUGAAGUAACAGCAACUCUUGAUGCUACAUCAAAGACAUAUGCAGUCGUCUCCUUAUUCAAAAGACGUGUCACAGCCGAGGAUAAUGGACAGACUGUUCAGUGUAUAGUUACUCAUAUAUCAUUGGUCAAACCACCACAGUUAACUGCGUCAGUAGUUCUGAAUGUUCAUUAUCCGCCAGUUGUCACGGUAACAGCAACGAAUACCACAGUCGAAGCAAAGCAUGCUGUGUUAAUAUGUAAUGCUACAGGGUCACCAAAUACAGACUAUAAAUAUGGUAAAUGGGUGCACACGUGGCCAGGAAUAAAUACGGUUUUAUCAGAGAAACCCGGUAGUGAGAGGCUAGUGUUGACAAAUUUGACAUACGAACAUUCCGGUGUGUACACGUGUUCUGCAAGCAAUGGAAUCAAAGUGUUUGGAACUACCAAAGAAUUUAUAGAGGGGUCUGUUCAACUUUUGGUUAAAUCAUUUCCUGUCAUCACAAAUCCGACAGUCAACUCUGUAAAUGCAUCUGCAGCAGUAAAUGGAACAGCCAGAGUAACGGUUGACUACUUCUCCAACGUGGACGAGUCUGAUGUAAAAUGCUUCAAAGUUCUAAAUGACAAAAGGCAGGAUGAAAACAUUUGUAAUUUUGUUCAGGAAAAAGUGAUUGUGCAUUUGCCAGUUCUUGGGCAUAUCAUCAAAACUGAUGGAAUACGAGCAACCAUUUCAUUAGGGAUAAACUCGAAGAAUGACUUUGGUUUUUAUGACGUAGUUUUCUCUAACGAGAUAGGCUCUGCAUCACUAAGGUUACAGAUUUUACCGAUUGAACCUCCAGCUGUGCCAUAUGAUUUGGAGACUGAACACAUUCAAAGUACAUCUGUUCGCAUUUCAUGGAAGCAAAGGUUUGAUAGUGAGUUUCCGCAGACUUUUGUGAUCCAGAUGAGUGCAGAUAACAUUAUUUGGUUUAAUGCGACCACGGUGUAUGUUGAUACUGGGGAACAUGAGGGGAAAUUCAGUACAGGACUAGAAAAUCUUCAAGAGUCGACAAUAUAUUUUAUACGAAUGUAUGCUUAUAACGAAGGAGGGAAGAGUAGUUUUAGCAAAAGCUUUAACUUUACAACACUCACUAAAGAUAAAGACACAACUGCAAGCACAGACGACAAUUCUACGCUAAUAGUUGGAGUAGUUUUAGGAUUGGUCAUAGUCGCUUUAGCAUUAUAUGCUGCUUAUGUUACAAUCUUACUGAAAAGGAAAAGUAAAGAAACAGAAGGCACAUUGAAAGGGACAGAUAUCUCUGAGCAGUCGGACGCUAAAAUGUACGUAAAUAUUGGUUUGCUGACAGAAGACAGAGGCAGCCAAAGUUCAAAGACACAAUCAGACGGAAAUAAAACAAUGGCUGACAGUAAAGAGUUUGAGAAUCAAUACACCGAUCUAGAUAACCAAUUAAGAGAUAUAGGAUCGGCUUAUGAUGCAAUAUCGUCCAUAUAGCACUGUUAAACAAUUUGUCAUUACAAUGUAUAUGCAGCAAACUGCAUAUGUAUUGUGAUAAAAAGUAUGUUGUCGGCCCGCUUAGUUCAAGAGAGAGAAGAUCUACGGAUCACUGGGUUGUGAGUUCGAUCCCCGGGCGAGACGUUCGUUUUCCGUGAUAAUUUAUAAAACAUUGUGUACCAAAUUCUCCAGCCUCCCCCUCCAUUCAUACGGAGAAGCUGAGAACUAGUUAGUAGCGGUACAUAAUCCAGGAACACUGAUUAGAUUAAAUGCCCACCGUUACAUAACUGAAAUACUUUUGCGCAAUUUCUAUCUAAACCGAAAAACAACAGCAAAAACAAUGUUUGUUAUGAUAGCACGUGUAGAAUAAGUUCAGAAUUGACAUUUCAUAUAAACAUAUAUUGUCAUUUAUUUUAUUUGCUUUUUUUGUAUGUAUUACUCUG
Molecule: messenger RNA, 3518 nt
Organism: Mercenaria mercenaria
Lineage: Eukaryota; Metazoa; Mollusca; Bivalvia; Venerida; Veneridae
Product: neogenin-like
Exons: 10
Coding region: 775-3075 (766 amino acids)
Molecular function (GO): protein binding
Source: RefSeq, a predicted model, not a curated record